AAAAAUUGUGUUCAAAAGUGCUGAUUUGUGCUGAAAAAUUGUGAUCAUUGCAGUGUGUAAAUGUCUUCCGACUUUUUCGUCUUUUACGACGCCAUCGAUUCAUUGCUCGAGCGCAUACAACAUUCGGCGGGAAGUUCAAACUCCGGGACCAAAGAACUUUAAAAAUGUCUGCCGAGGAAGAAACCAAUAACAAACCGCAACCUCCCAAAAACAACAACAAUGGCAAACAAAACAACAACAGCAAUGGAAAUGGCAACGCCAAAAAGCAGGCCCGCCUCUGCCCGGGCCGGGACUCGUACGAGCGGAUGAACUUCCUGUACCAGGCGUCCGUGCUGAUGGCGGAGAGCGCGCCCGCCCUGUCCGGGUGCUACGGCAAGCUGAUGAAGGCGGUGGGCAAGAAGGCGGUGCUGCGCGUGGAACCGGCCAUCAAGCGGACACUUUGCGCCCGAUGUGGCGUAGCGUUGAGUUCAAGUUCGACGGCAAGCUACAGUGACUUUCGGCACAAGAAGCUGAGCUACGUCGAGGUUCGGUGCAAGUUGUGCGCGUUUAGUAAACGGUACUAUGAAAAUAAGAAGCACCGGAUUCGGUUGGACGAUCCGGCGGCCGUUGUGGAGACGAUGGAGUUCAAUUGAGGAAUAAAGAAAGAAGUUAUCUUUUUAUAAAAAUAUAGUCGUUUUUAUUUCUCAAUCUCAAUAAUUUACACUACGAAUACAGAGUGUCACGUUUUACAUUCAAAUGUAUCCUUUGAAGGGGAAGGAUAUUCUUCUAUGGCACUUUUCUUCUUGCUACUAUACAUAUAACUUGUUUUUUUUGUUCACUUUCAACGCAAAUAUUUUCAACUGUGUGAAUAUAUAACAAUCACUGUGCUAAACCUAAUCGAUAAAUAGUUAAUUAUACAUAGCAGAUAAGAGCACACUCUAUCUAGCCAUUAUCAUGUGAGUGUGUGUGUGAUUUAGCAAUUGCUUAUCGUGUGUAUUUAGAAGCUUCUAAAACAGCCUUUCUGCCACCAUUCGACUCCGUGGGGCCAGGUCACCAAAGUUCGGAGAAACGACCGCUCUUUUUGCAAGGAAUGUGUGUAGUAAAUGAGAUUGGUUGGAUUCCCUGAUUGUAGGGUCGUUUCUCCGAAGGUGAGCUUAGCUCCACACGAGGGUACAGUUUGUGUAACGUUCAAAUCUCGCGCGAGAUCUGAUUUGGUUGAUGUUUCACCUCCUCCUCUUUCCUACAACUCUCUUGUUUUGAUUUCGUGUGUGUUUAGUAACUUCAGUCUUUCGCUUCCAUAGAACAUAAAUUCAGUUUAACACAAUUCGUUUGUUCAUGCUUAGAGUUAGUAAAAACUACUAUAUUAUACUGUCGUAAGUCUAGAGUGAUGUGUGUAAGAACAAAACACAGGGUUGACACAGGAUACGGUUUAACACUGUAAAAUAGACAGGGUAGCUCUUUGAGCAGCCUUCUCAAACUAAUAGGAGCAACAAGGUUAUACGUUUCAUCUUCGAAUUACUAAACUAACAUCGGGCAAGAUCUAACUAGGUUCAGAUUAACAAUCAUAGGUAAGGAAUAAUA
This is a messenger RNA of Culex pipiens pallens (northern house mosquito), 1560 nucleotides long. RefSeq lists its product as uncharacterized. The transcript has 3 exons. Bases 165 to 632 code for a protein of 155 amino acids. Lineage: Eukaryota; Metazoa; Arthropoda; Insecta; Diptera; Culicidae. The record is from RefSeq and is a predicted model, not a curated record. Gene Ontology annotation, cellular component: nucleolar ribonuclease P complex. Gene Ontology annotation, biological process: tRNA processing.